Chaetomium strumarium is the source of this 1380-nucleotide messenger RNA. Its product is annotated as Endonuclease/exonuclease/phosphatase. Gene Ontology annotation, molecular function: sphingomyelin phosphodiesterase activity. The transcript is spliced from 2 exons. Bases 1 to 1380 code for a protein of 459 amino acids. The record is from RefSeq and is a predicted model, not a curated record. Lineage: Eukaryota; Fungi; Ascomycota; Sordariomycetes; Sordariales; Chaetomiaceae.
AUGAAGACAGCACUGGGCCUCAGUGUUGCGACCUCCGCGGCGCUGCUGCUCGACGGAGCCGUGGCAGCAACAUCUGGCAAAUUCAAUGUCCUGUCCAUGAAUGUCGCCGGUCUUCCUGCGAUACUCAACGGCAAUGAAGUGCCCGGAGACAAAGCAACAAACUCACGGCUGAUCGGGUCCAAGUUUGCCGAGUAUGGCUAUGAUGCCAUCCAUGUUCAGGAGGACUUCAACUACCACGCCUACAUCUACGCCACCGACAACCACCCGUACCGGACCGCCACAUCCGGCGGGGUCCCGUUCGGAUCCGGGCUCAACACGCUGUCCAAAUAUGACUGGGUCAGCUUCCGGCGCAUCAAGUGGGACCAGUGCUCCAAUGCGUCGGGCGCCGACUGCCUGACGCCCAAGGGCUUCACCUUCAUGCGCCUGGCGCUGUCCGGCUCGAGCGACAACCCCUCAACAGCUGUCUACGUCGACGUCUACAACCUGCACACCGACGCGGGCACCGAAGCCGACGACCUCACGGCGCGCCAAGCCAACCUCAACCAAGUGGCCGCCUACAUCGCCGCCUGGAGCACGGGCAACGCCGUGCUGGUCUUCGGCGACACCAACAGCCGCUACAGCCGGGCAGGCGACACCGCCGUGCGCUCCCUGCUGUCGAGCGGCUUCGCCGACCCGUGGGUGCAGCUGCAGCGCGGCGGCGUCGUCCCAACGCUAGAAAGCCUGUGCGACAACCCGAGCCGCAACAACACGUGCGAGACGGUCGACAAGAUCUUCUACCGGUCCUCGCCCCUGGUCACCCUGGCCGCGACGGCAUUCCGCUACGAGAGCGCCCGCUUCCUGCAGGCCAACGGCAGCAUCCUGUCGGACCACAACCCGGUGUAUGCCGAGUUUUCCUGGGCGACGACGACGACGACGGCAAGCUCUUCCCCCUUGCAGCUGCAGCAGAGCGCCUUUUUCGGAGGAGAUUAUGGGACCUGGUUUAGCGACGUCCCCACUCUCUCCAGCAAGACCACCACCACCAAGCCAAAGCCAGCCACCUUAACCUUCCGCGGCGCGUCCCGGCUGGACAGCGUAUCGCUCACGCUAACGGACGGCACGACCUUCACGCACGGCGGUACGGGCGGGACAGCCUCCUCGCUGGCGCUCGCGGGGGGCGAGUACUGGGUGCGGGUGGAGCUGUGCAAGGGGGAGAAGGACGGGCAUACGACGAGGAAUUUCUACAUCAAGGCGGUCACCUCGUCCGGACGCACUCUGGCGGCGGGCACGGCGACGGCCAGCUGUGCGACGUUUGCCGCGCCCGAGGGGUGGCAUAUUGUGGGGUUCUUGGGCCAGGCUGGGGAUGAGGUGGACCAGCUUGCUUUUGUUUACGCGCCGAAGUAG